This is a messenger RNA of Acanthamoeba castellanii str. Neff, 5094 nucleotides long. RefSeq names its product START domain containing protein. The record is from RefSeq and is a predicted model, not a curated record. NCBI's taxonomy places the organism in Eukaryota, Discosea, Longamoebia, Acanthamoebidae. Bases 1 to 5094 code for a protein of 1697 amino acids. The transcript is spliced from 26 exons. Gene Ontology annotation, molecular function: lipid binding. Gene Ontology annotation, biological process: regulation of GTPase activity.
AUGGAAGGCGGACCCACCAGCACGACGAGAAAGACGCUCAACCUGUUCGGCACGCUGUCCGGCAGGGGCAAGCGGGUGGCGGUCGCCGCGGCCUCCAUCUUCUCCACGGAUUCGACUUCCAAUUCGAGCACCUCUCCUCGAUCCUCAUCUGCCUCUUCCUCUGCUUCCAGCUCUACAGCUUCCAUCGAUUCCUCCUCUUCCUACACGUCGAAUGUGAAGGUGACGCCGCUAAGGGUGCCCUCCGUGCGCGAAUUGAAACAGCUCUACGAGAAGGACGUCAUCCAAGGACGAAGUAGCAGCACAGAAUCGCAACGAGGAGGACGAAGUGGCAGCCUCGUCGAUUUCCCUGAUCUCGGCACGAGCGACAGCGAAGAUGACGAAGAUCAGCCCUGUGCAGAGGGAGGGGAGGCCACCGGAUCGCUUGGACGCAAGAGGGGAUCGAAGAUCGUGCAGCAGAAGGCCAUGCUCUUCGGUGGCGUCAAGUGGAAGCCCAAUCCCACCUCCACGACUUCAUCUCCGCCUACGCCCAAUCUCUCAUCGAGCCCGCCCAUGACUGUCGACCCCAACAGCCAACAGCGGCGCAAGCCAACACUCGCUUCCUUCACCAAGGCCAAGGAUGAGAUCGUGCGACCACAAGCCGCCUCGGCCCCCUUCCCAUCCACAUCUUCGCCGCGCAGCAACAAGAAGAAAGACAAGAAGGAGAAGAAGGAGAAAGACAAGAAGAAAAACAAGAAGGAAAAGGCGGACGACCGAAGCAGCAGCGGAGGCGGCAACGAAGAUGAAGCCAACGAAGAUGGUGUUGGCAGCAGCGGCAGCCCCAACAACGGCAUCAAGCCGCUCACCCUCAGCGACAAGAAGAGGACGCGGCGAGCGCUGACCGACAUGGGCCGGCCCGCGCUGCCCCUCUUCCUGCGCUCCUCGGACGACAAGGCCGCCACGAAGAAGAGCAGCCACGCAGGCGACUCGUCGUCGACCGAGUCCCUCUCCCUCGAGGCCAUCUCGGACGAGUGGGGCACCUACUCGUCGCACUCGUCGCCCUCCAACAGCACGCGCAAGUCGCCUCGAUCGCCCUCAGUGCACAGCGACAAUGACCUCACGCCCAAGAGCGGUCUCUCGCUCAACAUGGCGGCCCUGCAGGCGACCAUACAGGUCCAAAAGAGCAGCGAGCGCAAGGGCGAUCGGUCGAAGGAGAAGAACGGACCUCGCCCACAGAGUCCGAGGUCGAGGAAUCGCGAGUUCCUGAUCAAGACGUUCCAGGAGGAGGCCAACUCCUCCGCUUCGUCUCAGCUCGCACGCAAAAAUUCGACCAUGGAGGAGGACGAUAUGGUCAACCUCGACGCAUUCGCCUUCUGGCUGCUGGCCGACAACUUCAAGCGAUCAGCCAACGUGUGCACGUCACCGGAGGCGCACCGGGUGCGACGAGACUUCGCGGCGGCACUGUACGCCAAGUACCUGCGACCGUCGCAGUGCGCUGUCUCGCCCGCCGCCGCGAGUGCACGCCCGAAAUCCCCGCGGCCUUCGGACGCGCCGGUGGUGGUCAGCCCCUCCAUUCUGAGCGACAUCGAGUCCCAGUUCGCGAAGAAGGACGCCCCACUCCAUCCGCUCCUGUUCGAGGGCGCGCAGGCCGAGGUGUGGCGGGUCAUCACCAAGGACAUAUCGUAUUCGUUCUUCCUGAAGAAGCUCUUCCACUCGGUCCUCACGUGCGACAUGGAAGUCGAAGCCUGGAAGAACACACCGCCGCAACCCACGCCCAAAGACGAGGAAGCGGCCAAGGAGGGGAGAGCGGUGCAGAAUCUGAAGCAGAGCAUGUUCCUCAUUCCCGACGUUGUGUUUGCCGAGUUCAUUCGCUACUCGUCGGCGUCGUCCGGCGUCACAGUCGCCCCGCCAGAGCUGAACGGGCUGGUGCAGGGCAUGUGGGAGCGAGGGAAGUGGGAAGAGGAGAGCGAGGAGGACGGCGUGAGGAUCUCACAAAUGACCUUCAACAACGGCUCUCUGCCCGCUUGCCGCGGAAUCGGCGUCGUCCCUGCGCCCUCGCAUAAGGUGCUUGACUUUAUGAUGUCGCUCGACGAACGCAGCAUGUGGGAUGACCUCUACGGCGUCGGCCGGGUGGAGAAGAAUGUGCGAAACGUGGGCCAACUCCUUCGCAUCGAGUUGUGGAUACCAGGAGGACGCAAUGUACAGGCGCGCGAUCUCCUCGUGUUCCGCACGGCCAAGCGCUUCAGCGACGGCACCUGUGUUCACAACCGAGAGUUGCCCUCGCGUGAGAAUUGCAUUCGAGCGGGCACGAAGCUCUCCGGCUUUUUGAUCGUACCCGCUCCCGACAACACGUCCACCAUCAUCGCCAUUUCCCAGCUGGAUCCGAAGGGCUAUAUCCCUCCGACGGCCAUUAAAGCCCUCAACCGGAUGCAAGUCAAGCUCAUCUCGCGGCUCGGCCGACACAUCCAAGACGUGGCGCGAGCAUCGGAGCAGCUGGCUGGGCGUCACGGGGGACUGUCCUCGCCCUUCGUGGUGUCUGCUCUGUACAGUUACAACUGCGCGUGGAACCAGGAGAAGCUGUUUGCCAAGCACAACAAGGACGAUUUCGAGGGGGAAAGCGGCAAAGAUGCCGAGCCACCACUUCAGCAGGCGUUGGACGGAAACAACGCGGGCAUCCGAACCGGCAGCCAGGCGCCCUGGGUGCAUCGCGUACAAAAGUACUUGUCCUUCCGCGAGGGCGACAGGAUUGUGGUUCUUGGCAAGAAGAAGCCCAAGGCCGGCAACCCGAGUCGCCUGCUGUUGGGCUACAACGAACGUACCCGAAGCCAGGGCCUGUUCGACGUGGACUACGUGCGAUGCGUCCCUGCAAGCGGCGGCGGCAACACCUCGGGCUCCUCAAUCGCUGUGGCAUCUGCGGCUGCGAUCGCUGUGGCCAGCACGACUGCCGACGCCACGGAGGCCGUCGUGCCCGCGGUCGGCGAAGACGAGAAUCACCUGUCGCCCGGCUAUCUCGCGCUGGCCGACCUGCUUGGACUCAGUGAGUGCGGUCUGCGCAUCGUCGAGGCGCUGUGCGGCUGCAUCGAAAGCGCGGCCGAAGUGGAGCGGACGGCGCGAGCCUACAUGGAGAUCCUGCGCGCUUUCCCCAACCGCUCCCUCCCCCUGCUCUUCUCCCUGAUCGCCGACGAAGUCCGUGCUACGGGAAAAGUGCUCGAGUCGACACUGUUCCGUGGCAACGACAUCGCGUCGCACCUCCUCUCGGUGUACUGCCAGAUCGUGGGCAAGACCUAUCUCGUCGACACCUUGCACCACCUCGUCGAGCUGGUUGUCGACACCUACGCCAAGGGGAAGUCUCUCGAAGUCGACCCCAUCCGCAUACAGCCCGAGCAGAUCCUGGAGAAGAACAUCGAGAACCUGGAGCAACUGUGUUCAAUCUUCCUCGGCACCAUCACUAAUUCAAUCGCACAAUGCCCGAUGCCUCUGCGAGUGAUUUGUCACCACUUGCACAAGGAGGUUGUCCAGAAGUUCCCCGAGAGCAAGUACUCAGUCCUCUCGGGCUUCUUCUUCCUUCGUUUCAUCUGCCCCGCUAUCGUCAGCCCCGAGCGCUACGGCCUCAUCGAUGCAGAGGACAAGGAGAUUUCGGCCGAGUGCAGGCGAGGCCUGGUGCUGGUGUCGAAGGUCAUCCAGAACCUGGCCAACGGCGUCGAAUUCGGUGAGAAGGAGCAGCACAUGACCAAGAUCAACCGGUUCAUCGCCAGCAACAUGGUCUGCGCCGAAGCCUUCUUCGAAGUCCUCUCCACUCCUCCCACGAUGUCGGAGGCGCUGGAAAAAGUCCCUCUCGAGGAGAUGGUGCCGCAGGUCCGCGCGCUCCACUUCGUUCUGUGCUCACACCUGCCGGCCAUCGGCUCCAAGCUGGCCAGCAUGCCUCCUGCCAAGAAUUUGGGCGCGGCGCCGUUCAAGCAGCUGACGGAGAUUCUCGUUCGCUGUCCGGUCCCGCAACCGAUGCCCGAGAUCACGGGCCCCGUGCCGCUGCCCAAGAAGCACAAGCUGCGCAAGAUCAUCCAGAAGGUGCAGAUCAAGAAGGAAAAGGCCGACCGCGAGCGCAAGGAGAAGAAGGACAAGGAGCGCAAGGAGCGCGAGCACCAGCGCGAGGUUCGAAAGGAGCAGAGGGCCGCCGACCAACUCGAGAAGGAGCGCAGCGAGAGGCAGCGACAGAAGGAAAUCCUGCACCAGGAGAUCCGGCGAGUCGGCGGCAACGUGAAUCAAAUCGAGAAGAGGGAGCCGCCGCCCGUGCCCUCGCGCGCCAGCAAACCCGCGCGCAGAACCGUCGGGAGCGCGCUUGCCUUGGGCUCGCAGCGACGCGGCGACUCCUUCGAUGGCACCGCCAGCGACGAAAUCAGCACCAAGUCGACAUCGGAGCCGCCGUCGCUGGGCGAGCUCUACACGAAGAAGGACAGCAUUCAGCGCGGCAUCGAGUCUCUCUUCGUCGCCGCUACCUCGCAGUCCUCCGAAUUUGGCGCCAUUCGAGUGGUGGGCGCCUCGGGGAGUUCCGGACCCCGCCGCUCGGCCGCGCACUCUGAGGAGCUGGCCAAGCUGCUCCGGUCCUUCGAGUCGAUCGUGCGCCGCAUCGACCGACUGGAGAGCGCGACCGCCGCCGAACUGGCGGCGGAUUCGACCUCACCUUCCUCCACGCUCGACUCGCCCACCGCGGCGGGACUCUUCUCCGCAUCCAUGUCGCUUCUCUCCUCUUCACCCUCUUCCUCCUCCGGUUCGCCGCUCUCCUCCCUUCAGUCGAGCGCCGACGCCCUCGGCGUGCGUCCACCCGAAAAGCCGCUGCCGCCAUCAUCAUCGCUUUCCAAUAUCUCCAGUGGUGCGGUGCCGACAGUGUCGAAAGAGGCACCAGGCGUGCUUGAAGCUUCGGAAGAGGGCGACAAUGCCGCCAGCAUUGGCGAGGCGUCGCCGCCUGUGCCGCAAAUGUGGAUGCGCGCCAGCGGCAACGUGGACCGACCGCGCACUUGGCACAUGGCACAACCACCACCCUCUCCCUCACCCUCUUCGCCUGCCUCCUCGCCUUCGCCUUCUCCCUCGCCACUCGCCGUCAGCCAACUCACCUUCGCCUGA